UCUUUAAGAUCCCAGGGGAUCAAGGGGUAACGAUGGCAAAGUAAAACAAACAGACAGACAGAGACUGUUAUUCACAGGACGAGAAAUUAUGAGGGGACAACUCUUGCGGUAUUUGUCUGCCCUUAUUUUGGGCAGCCUUCUCACUACUUUUAUCCACUAUGCUGUCAACAAUGACUGGAAACUUCUCAACACACAACCUCAGCAACACCACGUGAAGAACAAAAUCACUGGUUCCUAUAAGGAAAUCAAGGAGAAAAGCAAAGGAAUAGAAAUUUGCUCGGAAGUUUCUCAAGUCUGGAAAAAUGAAAAUCACAAAAUCGACCAGAAGCCACCUCAGCUAAAUGAUUCUCAGUCUUGUCAAGACUGCAGGGAGAAAAUAGAAGAAAUGCUACAGAACUAUUCACAACCCUGGGUUAAAGACGAAGAAAAGUUCCAAGAAAUCAGGACAGGGCUUAGGGUUCACUGCAAUGGUUUGGAGAACGCCAUCAUAACCCAGAUAAACAGUCCAAUGAGAGCGAAGAUUGUCUAUGAUGGGGACAAGGGGCAUACUCUCAAAGUGAACUCACAACAUUUUGCAACAUUUGUCAAAACGCGUCAGAUCUUGAAUAAAACGUUGCAAUCAUGUGCCGUUGUUGGGAAUGGAGGAAUCCUAGCAAACAGCUAUUGUGGAAAUAAUAUUGAUUCAGCUGAAUUUGUGAUCAGGUGUAACCUAGCUCCUUUGUUAAAUGGAUAUGAGGAACAUGUUGGGGUGAAAACAAACAUUGUGACUGCAAACCCGAGCAUUUUAUCUAAAAGGUACGGCUCGCUUUUAGGCAGUCGACGCAGGUUUGUAGAGAGUCUUUGCCAAUAUGACGACGCCAUGGUGCUGCUUCCUGCAUUCUCCUACGUUGUAAACACAGCAUUGUCUUUCCGGGCUCUGUACACCAUUGACGACUUUGAAAUGCCCAUCCGGUCUGCCUUCAUGAACCCAAACUACCUUCGGAGUCUGGCUGUUUUUUGGCGCUCUCACGGAUUGUUAGAGAAACGCCACAGCACGGGUCUUAUGAUGGUCAGUCUGGCGUUGGAGCUGUGCGACAACGUGGAUCUGUUUGGAUUCUGGCCCUUCGGUCUCCACCCAGAAAGCUUCCAAGAACUGACGCACCAUUAUUAUGACAACAAUGAAGCUAAGAAAUCUGUACACGUUAUGUCGGACGAGUUCAAAUUUUUGUUGCAGUUGCACAACCAAGGUGUGCUGAACCUACACCUCGGGGAGUGUGUACCAGAGGAAUAGGUUAGUUAGACCACUCUGAUGCAAAUGUUUAGAAUAUAUUUGUUACAGCAUACAGAAUAUUAAUUGGUUCCUCAUCACUCCAUGUCCUUGUUGCUUUAUAAAUCACGGAGUGAUAAGUGUCUUUACCCUUGAACAUGAGUUCCUGCACACAAGGAGACUGAAAAUCAUCUCUGAUCUCAAAAGUGUCAGAAAGGUGAGAGCAACAGCAGCAAAUGAAAUGCAAAACAAUCAAAGCAGAACAAAAUAAGUUUAUGAAACGAUCAAGGCCUGCAAACAAACCCUUUAUCAUGUGACAUAUUGCCUCUUGUAAAACAAUUUAUUGUAUGCAACAGUGCAUGUCAAUGAACGUAACAGCUUCUUAACACACCAGCAAGAUCAGUGAUUUAAGUGUACCAGGUAAAACAGGAAAAGCAGCAAGACAGAAACCUCUGAACGGUGCAUGACUGCAAAUUUCAGUCAUGGUGAAAAUAAAGUUCUGGAUCUCCAAGUUAUAGGGGCUUAGAUAUUUUAUACUUGUCCAAGCUUUUUUGUUUCUUCAAUUUUAGUUUCUUCUUAAAUUUAUUUAUUUAAAGACUUGGUUCUGUGGAAUGGUGAGUGGUUUUGUACAUUUGAGGUUAGCUUCAAAUAAUUUUAGAAAGUGGGAAAGUUAGAUCAUUUAUUUGUUUCACACCUAAAACUGACAAGAGUGUGUUUCUUUUCUUUUCUUUUUUUUUUUUACAACAUUCAUCAGCUGAAAACACUGAGUUCCUGUAAAUCAAAGCUAAAAACCCACCGGUUUAGAUUGCCUAUGAUUAAUACUAAUUGGAAAAUUAAUUAAUUCUAGUCUUAAUUGAAUAUUUGAUCAUGAUUAUUCUUGAUGAUGUUGAGGAUUUUUGACAACAUGUAGUGUUUGGUGUUCUCAAUAUAAUUAGUUGCUGGUUUUUGUUUGUAAAGCAUUUUGAGUUUUCAGUCUUUUUGCUGAAAUGUGAAAUACAAAUAAACUCGACUUCACUAUUGGUAAAACA
Messenger RNA from Xiphophorus maculatus (southern platyfish), 2274 nucleotides. Its product is annotated as alpha-N-acetylneuraminide alpha-2,8-sialyltransferase-like. The transcript is spliced from 9 exons. Gene Ontology annotation, molecular function: alpha-N-acetylneuraminate alpha-2,8-sialyltransferase activity. Gene Ontology annotation, biological process: oligosaccharide metabolic process; N-glycan processing. Lineage: Eukaryota; Metazoa; Chordata; Actinopteri; Cyprinodontiformes; Poeciliidae. The record is from RefSeq and is a predicted model, not a curated record. Bases 89 to 1270 code for a protein of 393 amino acids.